ACGCGAGCGAAGCCGCGAGACAGAGGCAGCGGAAAACCCAGCGGAAAAAUAGAGGGAGGGAGGGGGAGAGAGAAAAAAACAGACAAGAGAGAGAGGGGAGGGAGCAGUAGCCUGCCACACCACAGUGGUGGAAGGAAAGGAAACGAGAGGGAGAGAGAAAAAAAACCCAGGCACCCCCCCGAUCUCCUCCUCGCCCACCCCGAUCGCCCGACCGAUCGCCGCUCGGUGAAGCUUCCGGGUACCCUCCCCGCCGCCCGCGACGCCAUGGAGCCGCCGCACGCCGAGGAGGCCGCCGCCGCGGGAGGAGGAGGAGGUGGAGGUGGAGGUGGAGAGGGCGGCCGCGCGAGCCCGGGCACCGGCCUCGAAGGGCCGAUGCUGAGGCUGGGGCUGGACGGCGGCGGGGAGGGGGAGGACGGGGAGCGGGAGGCGGAGGCGGACGCGCGGCUGCCGGAGCGCCCGGGCGAGGCGGACUGCGGCUACUACCUCCGCACGGGAGCCUGCGGCUUCGGGGACCGCUGCCGCUACAACCACCCCCGCGAUCGCGGCGGCACUGAGUUUGGUGGAGGUGCCAAGAAUGGAGCAGCAUCAGACUUUCCAGAGAGACAGGGUCAACCUGUAUGCGAGUAUUAUUUGAAGACUGGUACUUGUAAAUUUGGUUCCAAUUGCAAAUACCACCAUCCUAAGCAAGAUGGAUCAGUGCAGUCUGUUAUAUUAAACAGCAGUGGAUUCCCUCUACGCCUGGGUGAGAAAGAAUGCUCCUACUAUAUGAAGACUGGGCAAUGCAAGUUUGGUUCUACAUGUAAAUUUCAUCAUCCAGAAUUUGGUGGUAUUCCGGUGACCCCUGGAAUAUAUCCACCAUUACAAUCAGCAUCUGUGACCUCCCCCCAUACAUAUGCUCCUCUUGCAAAUUGGCAAAUGGGAAGGUCACCUGUAGUUCCUGGAUCAUAUAUACCAGGUUCAUAUACUCCGAUGAUGCUCUCAUCUGGAAUGGUUCCAUUGCAAGGAUGGAACCCUUAUCCGGCAUCGGUAAAUCCUGUAGCAUCAGUUGGAGCACAACAAACUGUUCAAGCUGGACCAUUAUAUGGUAUAGGACACCAUGGAUCUUCCGCUACAAUUGCUUAUGGAAGUCCAUACAUGCCCUAUUCUUCCUCGACUGGACAAUCGAGCAAUAACCAUCAAGAGCAUGGAUUCCCUGAGCGGCCAGGGCAGCCUGAGUGUCAGUAUUACAUGAGGACCGGAGAUUGCAAAUUUGGAGCUACAUGUAAAUAUAAUCAUCCUCGAGAUUGGAGUGCUGCUAAGUCCAGUUAUGUGUUCAGCCCUCUCUGCCUUCCACUUCGUCCGGGUGCUCAACCUUGUGCAUACUAUGCCCAAAAUGGAUAUUGCAGAUAUGGAAUUGCAUGCAAAUAUGAUCACCCAAUGGGUGCACUAGGCUACAGUUCAUCAGCUUUACCCCUAUCUGACAUGCCAAUUGCUCCUUACCCUCUCGGCUUUUCUGUUGCCACGUUGGCUCCAUCUUCGUCUUCCCCAGAAUAUAUUUCAACCAAAGACCAAUCUAUCAAUCAAGUAGCAUCACCAGUGGCAGCACCCGAGUCUGUUGGAGCAGUCUUGCCAAAAGGGGUUUUCCCUCCAGAUACCAUUAUGCGAACUCAGACUUCUACUACUGGUGUCAGCAGUUCAAGCCCUGGUGGUGGUCCCUACAGCGAGCGAGCAGCGACCAGCAACCGCCCGCCAACCCGCCCCGCCCCGCCCCGCCCCGCCCCGCCGCGCCGUAACCGUACCCAGUUGCGGUCGCGCGAGCCAAACCACGCGUCCUCCGCCCGUUCCGCUCGCUGUCCCCCCGCGGGCACGGGCUCCGCUCCGCUCCGCUCCGCUCCGCUCCAGCGCCGAACGGGAGGAACAGGAACCCCACCACCACUCCAACCCCGCGCCCCCCCCAUCGAUCGAUCCCCAUCCCUCUCCCGCAAAAAGGCCGCGCCGCGACGCGACCGCGUACGGGGGCCGGGCCGCGAGCGUGCUGUGUGCAGGGGGGAGGUGAGGGGAGAGAAGAGGAGUCGCCAGGAAGCAACCGCGAGGAGGAGGCAGCAGCAGCAAGCACCGGCAGCACUGCAGCAGCGCGGAGAGAAAAAAAAAUCGGGAGUGAUUUCCUUUCCCACCCCCUGUUGGCUCCGUGAGCUUUGGGUGCACGCGUGCCCGAGCUUCGCCUCCGAUCGAGCCCGCCCGGCGAGGCAGGCGCCCGAUCGCCGCGCUCCGGGGGUGCGCCGGAUGGAGCCGUACGCGGCUGCGAAGGGGGGAGGCGGGGGCGGCGACGCCAGCACCGGCUUGGAAGAGUCGAUGCGGAGGUUGGGGCUCGGCGGGGACGGGGAGGCGGGGGACGCGAAGCUGCCGGAGCGGCCGGGCGAGGCGGACUGCGCCUACUACCUCCGCACCGGCGCCUGCGGCUACGGGGAGCGCUGCCGCUACAACCACCCCCGCGACCGCGAUCGGUCCGCCCCGGUUAAUGGAGUUGAAAGGACUGCAGGUGCAGUGGAGUAUCCUGAGCGACCGGGACAGCCACUUUGUGAGUACUAUGCAAAGAAUGGGACCUGUAAAUUUGGUUCCAACUGCAAGUUUGAUCAUCCCAGGGAAGGUGGUUUUGUACCUGUGGCAUUAAACAGCAGUGGGUUCCCUCUACGUCAGGGUGAAAAGGAAUGUUCCUAUUACAUGAAAACUGGGCAUUGCAAGUUUGGAGGUACAUGUAAAUUCCAUCACCCGGAACUUGGUAUUCUUUCAGAGACACCUACCAUGUAUCCACCAGUGCAACCAUCACCUGUUUCCUCCCCACAUCCAUAUCCACAUCUUACCAAUUGGCAAAUGGGGAGGCCUCCUGUUGUGCCAGGGUCAUUUUUACCAGGCUCGUAUCCACCAAUGAUGCUUCCACCUACACUUAUGCCAAUGCAUGGAUGGAACCCUUAUAUUUCACCUAUGAACCAGGUUGCACCAGCUGGGGGACAGCAAACUGCUCAAACAGGUCCACCUUAUGGCUUGUCGCACCAGGGGCCAACCUCUGCAUUCACGUAUGGCAGUCAUUAUGCGCAACUGUAUUCCUCAGCUGGGACUUCAAGCAGCAACAUACAAGAAUAUGCCUUACCAGAGCGGCCUGGGCAGCCUGAAUGUGAACAUUACAUGAAGACAGGAACCUGUAAAUAUGGAGCAGCCUGCAAAUACCAUCAUCCUCAGUACUUCAGUGGACCGAAAUCUAACUGUGCCCUGAGCCCUUUGGGUCUUCCACUUCGGCCUGGUUCUCAGCCUUGUACUUACUAUGCACAGCAUGGCUUUUGCAAGUUUGGGCCGACAUGCAAGUUUGAUCACCCGAUGGGCACUCUAAACUAUAGUCCUUCAGUGUCAUCACUUACUGAUGUGCCAGUCGCACCAUAUCCUCUCAGUUUCCCUGUUGCUCCUAUGGCUCCAUAUCCGUCGUCUACUGAUCUGCGGCCACAGUACACUCUAACCAAGGAGUCCUCUGCUAAUCCACCUGCAGUGCCUGGAACUACUUAUGGACCUGUUGGGACAAUAUCAAAGGUUUAUGCCCCCCACACACUUAUCCGACCCCCAAAUGCCGCAGCUGCUGGCAUGCAAGCGUCAUAAGGAGCCAGCAUGGAGAGCUCUAGUCCCCUUUCUGUCAUGACGAUGUAUCUUCAGCAAGCUUCUCUGCACUUCCGCCAUAGGUGAAAUGAGGUCUCGGAUUCUUUUUGCUCCAAUUCGACUCCCCAUCAAUUGUGAAUAAAAGGCUGCAGCUGACAUAGAAAAGUCCGAAUAAAUGCAAAGAUAGGAAUUGGCAAGCUCAUUCACUUGCCAUUUUUCUGUCCGUCUCUGAAACAGAGAGAAGGGAGAGACUUCUGAUUGUAGUUCAGAGCUCCGUUGUUAUCUCGUACAUAAUUAACGGAGCAGGCCUGUAACUGUUGGAGGGGACUUCUUAUCUGGAAGCUAAUGGGUUCCGCAGCCCUUUCCCAAAUCUUCUUUUGUUUAUCCCAUCAUCUAUAUAUAUGUAUAUCCCUGGAACAGUAACUAUGACUUCUGCAAUAUGUAUAUGCGAACUGGGAACACGGGAUACAUUGUAGCGAAACACUUUGAACCCUUAACUGAGUCAUCUGAAACCAUUCGCUGGUCAUUUAUCUGCAGAUAUUUUGCUC
Molecule: messenger RNA, 4169 nt
Organism: Panicum hallii
Lineage: Eukaryota; Viridiplantae; Streptophyta; Magnoliopsida; Poales; Poaceae
Exons: 14
Coding region: 265-3624 (1119 amino acids)
Molecular function (GO): mRNA binding; metal ion binding
Source: RefSeq, a predicted model, not a curated record